AUGAAAUCCAAGUCAUUUGACUUAAAAGUAAAUUCCAUUGAAAAAAAUUCAUUGGACAGGACAGCUGAUUUUGCUGGCUUUUAUAAAUCUGCAGCUGAAACGACUAAACUUGGCGCGGAGAAACGCAAAUCUGAUGGAGUCGUGACUAAAGAAAAUAUAAAAACGAAAACGGUCAGCGUAAAACCAGAAACACCGAUUAAAAACAAAAAGCGGAACAAGCAAGAGCCGAUAGAUAUAUCGCAGAUCAACAUUGAUGGCUCUACUUUAGGCACAAGUUUUCCUCGAGCCAAUUCUGCUCAUGAAAUUAAAACUUCCACUCCUAAUUCUAAUGGUAAAGGUCACGAACAAGGUGGAAAAGUCAAGUCGAUAAUGAAGAACAAACCCCCAGUUGAACAGUCUCCAGAUAGUGCCAGGUCUCAGUUAUCCGGCGGAAAACCCAAGAAAAGGAACAAGUCUGUCAGCUUCAUGUUAGAUGAUCACGAGGAGGUAGUAGUAAAGAGGACCAAGUCUGACGACUCCAAAAUUAAUCAAAAACUUGACUCCAAUGCAACUAUUGUGAAAGAAAGGAAUAAGAAUGUCAAAAAUAUAAAAAAAUAUCAACAGUCUGAGAAGGAGAAUAAAGCUGCUGAAGUUAACAAUCAGAACAAGGAAGUUGAUAAUAGUAAAGCUACACUUGAAAAAAAAACAAGUAAGUUAAAUAAAGUAAAAAAAAAUAUUGAUGUCUCUCCUUCAGGAGAUGCUAAACAUGCUCCCCAAGAAAGUAGUAAAGAAAAAAAGAAAAUAAAAAAAGUAAAGAAACAAAUCUCACAGCAAACAGAUACAGAUGUCCACAACAAUGAGGCAUCUGCUGAAGUUAAAACAAAAAAAGGUAAAAAGACAAAAACUAAGUCUCCCCCAGCUGAAACAACACAGGCUGAGGGAGAGCCGGCACCUAAAUCCCGCAAAAAAGAAGCCAACCCUGACAUUGCUGAGGACUUGGAGAACUUGAGCAUUGGAGACAACGCACAUACACUGUCAAACCUGCUUGAUGAAAUGACUGUAGUGGAUAAAGAAAAGCGGAAAAUGUUGAAGAAAAAGUUCAAUAAGAAUAAGAAACCAAAAGGCCCUCAGAGUUCCAAGAAAGAGAAUGUGGAGAAGACUGAAGAAGUAAAGGAGAAGAUAAAGUGGAAGAAGAGGAAAUGGAACAAGGAUAAGAAGGGAGAAUUGAAUGAGGAUGGCUUGUCCAACACACUGGUUGUGGAGCACCUGCCCCUGUCUAUGAUGUUAAACUAUAAGAAGAUACUAACUGAACAUUUUGUUAAGCAUGGAGCUAUUAAGAAAAUUGGUAUUGCAGAGGUGUACCCCACAGAAGAGUCGAGGCCUGUAUUUACCACGACAAUCAGCUUCCAAAAUGAUGCUAGUGCUGAGCAGGCACUAGAAGAAAAUAACUCGUAUCUGGAAGGCAGCCGCAUCCAGGUGAAGCGGCCACUCCCCGCUACACAGACGACAGUCGUCGUCCGAUCGUAUGCAGAGCUCACUGACCAGACAAUAUGUACCACCUUCCUCGGCGCCGGCAGAAUCAGGAGCAUACGACAUUUAGUCAAGGGGAAGAAGAGUAUGGCAACAGCAUUUGUUGAAUUCGACGGACCGUCAGCUGUGGAGCGCGCAAUCAAGUUAGCCGGUGAUACCAAGAUUGGCGGGAAGAAAAUUCACUUGUCCAAGUUCGAGAUCCGUGCCAAGAAAGUGAAGAAAGAAAAGAGUGAAGGAGAUAGUGCUGCUGAUGCAGACAGCGAGGACUCUAAUGAUUAG
Messenger RNA from Spodoptera littoralis (African cotton leafworm), 1788 nucleotides. Lineage: Eukaryota; Metazoa; Arthropoda; Insecta; Lepidoptera; Noctuidae. The record is from the annotation of a GenBank genome assembly.